AAACAUUUUCCAAGGUUGUGAAAGUUGCUUUGUGAUCGUUCCGUACUUCUGUUGAGAUUAUUUCAUAAUAAAUAUUUUCUUACAACCACAAAUCUCUUUGUUUAUAUCUAUGUUGAAGAUAUUCCUAUUGAAGUGUAAGUUUUAAAAUGAGAACUCGAUGUGAAAAACUUCUAGUUCAUAAUAGAGUCUGUAUUUACAGAAACUGUCAUACGAAUUAUCAGUACUCUAUAGUUCUGAUUUCAAAGGACGGGGAGGAGAAUGGUGACGGAUAGACAAUUGUAAAGAACGAUAACAGUUCUAGUUUACGUUUCUCUAAAUAUCUCUCAAUAAAUUUGAUGGGUUUUAUUUAUAACAAAAGGAAAAUUCAUCACUAUUCUUCUUAAGAAUUCAUUGUCAUGGUGAAAUAUUUUGAAUCAAGUACGGUGUUUCAUUUCACAUGGGAGCAAGUUGCUCAAGGAUUUUGGAAACGGUACCCUAAUCCUGAAAGUCAACAUGUUCUGUCUGAAGACACAGUACAUAGGGAGGUGAGAGACAACAAGCUCAUAUCUAAAAGACUGCUUACAAAGACUAACAGACCACCGAAAUGGGGUGAAAAAUUCAUCAGUGCCAGAACUGUCCGAAUAGUGGAGGAGUCCAUUGUCGAUCUCAAGCAGAAAACACUCACCACCUAUACUAGAAACAUUGGAUAUGCUUCUGUUAUGACCGCUGUCGAGAAGGUAGUGUACAAACCGAGCGAGGAGAAUGCGAACUGGACGGUGGCGACUCGCAGUGCGUGGGUCGACUCGAGUGUGUUCGGCUUUGGCCGUGCAAUCCAGGCGUUCGGUUUGGAGCGAAUGAAGAAGAACUGCCAUAAAAUGGUGAUCGGCUUCAACCACGUGCUCAACGCCAUGUUCCCCAAGGCGAAGAGCGACGACCUCGGCCUCGGCCAGAGUGCGGCCACCGCCAAUGCGAGUGCCGUCAACCUUUCCUCAGUCCAAACUGGCAAGGAGAAGCUGAAGGAUGCCGCCAAGAAAGCCUCCGAUCUGGCCAAAGCCAAGGCCGAAAGUCUCUACGCGUCGGCCUCCUGCCACCCUAGCCAGUCGUCCUAGAUAUCGUUACACUAUACAUUUAUUUUACUGCCAUUUUUACCAGAAAUCACAUUUUGCUUCCUCUUCGAGUAAGUUGCUUAUUUCGAUAAUGCAUUCAUUCACUCCAGCUCUCCUACACGAUUUGAUCAAACUAUCUCUUGAUAUUCAUAAAUUUCCUUUCUCAUAUUUGACUCGUAUUUAUAAAUUUACUCAUCUCUCACUUGCGACUUGAGAAGCAGAAGAAUAAAAUAAUGAAUAUUCAACUAAUUACGAAAAUUGAUAUAAAUUUUACGGUCACGGGAAGAGGAUUUGAUUGAUUUUAUCGUAUUAUACUCUCAAAUUCACUCAUCAAUCUACACUUGUCUUGUAUACUAUCUAUUAUAGACCUACACUACCAUAGACUCAAUAUAAACUUGAAUGAAUAUUAUGGCUUAUCAUGGGAACUACAUUUUUAUUAAUAUAUUUUAGUGAGUUAUCUCAUAGGGAUAGAAUUAUUUAGCAUAAAUGGAUGUUUGAUUGUUAGUAAUAAUGGAGAAAGAUGUAGUUCUUAAGGGAUCUUUACUGCAGAAUUCGUCCAUCAAAUUGAUUUCCUCACAUCACAUUGGCUAUCGAUGAACUGUAAUCAGCCGUUUAAAAUGUUGAGAAUAACUUAUCGUGUGAUAAUACUGGUGCCCUAAAUAAUUUUCGAGGAGAUUUUUGAAAUGCUAUCAACCAAUAACUAAAAAGCUUGGACUUUUUGAGAAUAUUCUUACACUCAAGGAGGAUACCUUCAUAUUAGUGCGUGUAAUUCACUAUUUCAAUCUACAUCAGUCUUGUCUGCUCGACCAUAAAUUGAGAUAUAGUAUAAAUAGUGACACCGUGUCCAGUAUAGUAUAACAGUGCCCAGCAGUUUCUAUCUAUUUUCACUUAAUGUUCACUUUAAGGCUGUGCAGAGGCUAAAAAUAAACUUUC
Nilaparvata lugens (brown planthopper) is the source of this 2018-nucleotide messenger RNA. It is a transcript of the gene prel, whose product is annotated as PRELI domain-containing protein 1, mitochondrial. NCBI's taxonomy places the organism in Eukaryota, Metazoa, Arthropoda, Insecta, Hemiptera, Delphacidae. Gene Ontology annotation, molecular function: phosphatidic acid transfer activity. The record is from RefSeq and is a predicted model, not a curated record. Bases 396 to 1088 code for a protein of 230 amino acids. Gene Ontology annotation, biological process: phospholipid transport. Gene Ontology annotation, cellular component: mitochondrial intermembrane space. The transcript is spliced from 3 exons.